UUCAGUAAUUUUAAAAUAAAUAUAAAAUAAAAAGUUAUAAAUUAGGGUCCGCGUUAUUUUAUUUCUUGAUUGUGCAUCUUUGGUUUACCACUUGCGAUGGAUACUUCGCGUGAGACGAGAAACUUUUCGGCUUUAACACCUUAGCCAUGUGUUCAUUUUGCUAAGAACUAAAACACACGUACGUCUGUCGCCGUUCUUAGUUCAGUUCUCAAGUAUUCUCAAUACAGAAACACGAAAAUGGAAACACAAAACGGUUAUGAUGAAGAGGAAGCUAUGGAUGGGGCAAUAUUGAGCGUUCAUGUACAAAACUUUUUUUGUCACGAUAAUUUCAGAGUAGAAUUCAAAAAGAGAGUAACUUUUAUCGUCGGCCGCAAUGGUAGCGGCAAGAGUGCCAUCCUCACAGCCUUAGUCGUAGGCUUAGGAGGCAAAGCCUUGGACACCAACAGAGGGAAAAACUUUCAAUCAUUUGUAAAAAAAGGAGCCAAUUCCGCAAGUAUUGAAAUAAAAAUAAAGAAUAGUGGCCCAGGUGCUUAUAAACCUGAAGAAUAUGGUGAUAAAAUAACAAUCGUUAAAACUAUUUCAGCAUCUGGUGCCUCUAAUUAUAAAAUCAAAUCCAGUUCAGGAAAAUUUGUUCACUCAAAUGCCAAAGAAGUGAAUGCUAUCGUAUCAGCUCUUAACAUUCAAGUUAACAAUCCAAUAUCAGUACUGAACCAAGAUGAUGCCAGAGAUUUCUCGCUGAAAAUGGAUCCGAAGAAGCUGUAUUCUUUGUUCAUGAGAGCUACUAACCUGGACUCCACUGAGGAGAACUAUGAGAGAGCUCGUACAUUAUGUGCAAAUGCUAUUGUUUCUUGGGAAAGAAAAAAUAAAUUUUGCUUAGAUUUAAAAAAUGAGUACAACAAAUGGAAGAAGCUGCACGAACAGAUGCGAUCGCGCAAGGACAUCGAGAAGCAGCUGAAGCUACUGAAGGCGGAGCUGUGCUGGAGCCAGGUCGCGGACUUGGAGCGCGAGGUGGCCGCCAUCCGCCAGCAGUGCGAGCGCCAGCGCGCCAAGUGCCAGUGCUUCGAGGACAAGCUGCAGGCCAUGGAGCAGACCCUGGGCGGCACUGCUACCGAGGCGCUGGAGAAGCAGUUAGCAGAGCACAAGAGGAAGAAAGAGGAACUGGAGCGGCAGCUGCGGCCGCUGGAGCGCGCCGCGGCUGACGCGCGCGCCGCGCACUCCGAGGCGGGCACCGCGCUCGCGCGACACGCUGACCUGCUGCACCGCGAGAAGAGGCGGGUGCAGGACUACGAGCGCGAGAUCGAGUCGGGCGGCGCGAGCUCUCAGCGCGAGCUAGAGGAGCUGGAGCGGCGCGCGGAGCGAGGCCGUGCGGCGGCGGAGGAGGCGCGCGCGCGCAUCGCAACGCUGCGCAACGACGCGCAGCAGGCGCGCAGCCACUCCGCGCGCCUCGCCAACGACGUGGAGCGCGCGCACGCCGAGCGCUCUCGCCUCACCGCCCGACUCAAGCAGCGGCAGCAGGAGCUGCGCGAGCUGCAGUCGCGCGGCGCGGACUCGCUGGCGGUGUACGGCGGCGCCAUGUCGGAGCUGUGCCGCCGCGUGGCUGCCGCCACCGAGCGCGGCCACUUCAGCGCGCCGCCGCGCGGGCCUGUCGGGCAGUACAUAAAAGUGAAAGACAAGCAGUGGGCCGGCGUCCUGGAGCACAUCAUCGGCGGGCUGAUCCGGAGCUUCUGCGUCAACACACCGGAGGACUCCCGGAAGUUGUUCAAGAUAAUGGACCAGGUGUGGUCGGGCGGCGGCAAGCCCACGGUAACGUGCAGCGCAUUCUUGGGCGCGCGCCACGACGUCCGCGCCAGCAGCGUGCGCGCCGCGCCGCACUCCAGCGCGCUGCAGGCGUUGCUGGUGGAGGACACCGUGGUAGCCAACUUCCUCAUCGACAACCUGGCGCUGGAGCGCGUGCUGCUCGUGCCCGACCACGAGACGGCCGUGCGCCUCGCCGACACGCCGGCGCGCGUGCCGCCCAAUUGCGCCAAGAUCGUGACGCUCGACUGCUCCGAGUACCACCCGGCGCCCGACUACCGAUCAUACGGCGGCCGCGCGCGCCCGGCGCGCUACCUGCACCUCGACACCGACGAGCGCAAGCGGCAGUUGCGAACGGAGAUCCAAGAGUUGGAGUCUGAAUUGCAGCAGCACAACGAAAAAAUUCAACAGUUAACGGCGGAGCAGCGACGCGCGGCGGAGAGGGAUAGCUCAGUGUCGCAAGCGCUCAAGGCGCUGGGCGCGGAGCUGCUGAAGCGCGAGGCGGAGGCGGACGCAGCCGCCGCGGCGCGGGACAUGCUGCAGGCGCCGCAGCAAGCCGUGCUGGAUGAUGAGCUAAACGCUUCAAAACAGAGGGUUCAACAACUAACGGAAAAGUUGAGCGAGUUGACGGACAAAAGGGAGAGAUGUAUGCGCGACCUCGAAGACUGCGAGGCCAAGAUGAGCGACUUGAAGGCGCAGGUCGCGCAGGUCGCCGUCGCCUGCAGGACACUCAGUGAAGAGAUCAGUCAGGAAGAAAUGAAUAUGGAUCGCGGCGCCGCGGAGCGCAGGGGCUUGCAGCAGAGGCUUAGCGAGGAACGCGCCAAACUGACGCGCGUCGAAGAGAUCUUGAGCGGCAAGCAAGAGGACGUCGCCUCCCGCAUCCAAGCCGCUAAAGUGCCAAGGAUGGACAACCCUAGGGAAGCUUCUGUGAUAACUAACCUACUGGCGGACUACAAGAAGAAAAUGAACUCGCUGGUUCAGACGAACAUCAGCCGCGAGGAGGUGGAGCGCGAGCUGGCCGUGGCCGAGCGCAACUACGGCCACACGCAGCAGCUGCUCGACACGCUGCGCAAGUACAUCGACAGGAUUGAAAAAACGGCUGCCGAGUACUUGGAAUAUUGUUGUAAGUUAAAGAAUGACAUCGGCCGCCACAUCGGAAUUCAUUUCAUGGCCACGCUCACGACGCGCGGGUAUCAUGGUCAGAUCCACAUCGAUCACCAGAAGGACGAGCUGAUGCUCAAGGUGUCGGGGCGCGAGGGCUCGCGGAGCGCUAGCUCCACGGCGUCGCUGUCGGGCGGAGAGCGCUCCUACACCACUGUGGCCUUCAUCACGUCGCUGUGGGAGUGCGUCGAUCUGCCCUUUUACUUCAUGGACGAGUUCGACGUUUUCAUGGACGACGUGAACCAGCAGAUCGCGGUGACGCUGCUGCUGGACAUGGCGGCGCGGCUGACGGCGCGCCAGUUCGUGUUCCUCACGCCGCACGGCGCCAAGCUGUCGCUCAAGGACGCGCCCGUGCCCGCCGACGUCAUCUCUCUGGGCAAUCCAAGACAAGAGUGAAGAGAUUAUUCUACAAGAUAGUGAUUAUUUUUGUUACCAAUUACGUGUCGUAAGAAAGUUUUUCAAUAAAAAUACAUGAUAUCAUCA
Maniola jurtina (meadow brown) is the source of this 3438-nucleotide messenger RNA. It is a transcript of the gene SMC6, whose product is annotated as structural maintenance of chromosomes protein 6. The record is from RefSeq and is a predicted model, not a curated record. The coding region runs from base 238 to 3351 and encodes 1037 amino acids. Gene Ontology annotation, biological process: double-strand break repair via homologous recombination. Lineage: Eukaryota; Metazoa; Arthropoda; Insecta; Lepidoptera; Nymphalidae. The transcript is spliced from 17 exons. Gene Ontology annotation, molecular function: single-stranded DNA binding; damaged DNA binding. Gene Ontology annotation, cellular component: Smc5-Smc6 complex; site of double-strand break; nucleus.